GAUAACUGGACGACCAAGCGGGUACCUGACUCAAGCGAGGAUAUCGCUGUCGGCGGUGGAUGAUAGAGCCGAAGCCAAGCGACAGGGUUUGCGUCAAAAAGAGCAGCGUCGGGAGAUCAUCUAGGCCGAGCCGCCGUGUUGGAGAAAAUACUGCGACGUUGAAGAAAUUCCUGGACGGCAUUUUGACAAGUGCGUCUUUUGUCUUUUAUAAUCGGAUUCUGUCACCUACUUAGAGGUAGCAUUGAGACCGUUUUUGUUAGGCGAUACGACGUCAUUACUCUGUUCACGAUGUCUUCAGCAAUGACCGCCGCGCUCAGACAGACCGUCAACAUCGGACGGAUGCAAGGAACCGCCAUCAGACGGUGCAUGACCAGCGUCAGGAACAACACCAUCCCCAAGUCCCCGAGCUUCAUCCCAGCCACAAACACGAACUGGACCCGCGCCCAACACACUACUGCUGCCGCUGCCGCUGCCGCCGUCCACACCACCACCACGAUGAGACCUCACCCCGAGUCGUCGCCCUCCUCCUGCUUCUCAACCACCCCCAAAACAGCACAAAUGGAAAUCGACCACUUCCGCUCCAUCCCCUGGGUCGCCAAGCACCUCUCGAAACCCCACCUCGUCAUCACCCAAGCCGACAGCCGCAAGCCCAAGCCCGGCCACUGCGACGUCUUGUUUUCCCAGACGCUCAACAGCCCCGAGACCAUAUCCGCCUACAUCACCACCGUCGACGGGUCCGAAGAGGGACUCAUCACCGAAACUUUGGCUUUCCUGACUCUUGGCAACAAACUCAACGGCUGGCCUGGCGUCUGCCACGGCGGCAUGGUCAUGGCCAUGAUGGACGACCUGACGGGCCAGCUGUUCACCCAGAACAAGAAGCUCAAGAGGAUGCAGAACCUCCCGCUUAUGACGGCGUACCUGAAUACUACCUUUGUGAAGCCGGUGAGGACGCCGUGCACGAUUAUGGUGCGGUGCAGGAUUACCAAGGUGGAGGGACGCAAGUAUUGGAGCGAGGCGGCGAUUAUAGUGGAGGAUGAGGUGACGGGGGAGGAGGUCGAGCUGGCGAGGUGUGAUAGUUUGUUUGUCAUGUUGAAGAGUAAUCUUUAGAAGGAAGGAAGGAAGGAAGAGUGAUAUACCCAUAGACGGGGAUAGAAGGAUGGAUAGACAUGGUUUGGGAUAGAACGGAUUAGGAUUAGAAUUUUAGAAAGGGGGGCCUUGCUUGGAUACGGUACCCCUGGUAGACCAUAGAUGGAGUUCAAAGGGCAUAUUAUAGAGAUACAGAUAGACUUGUUGCGAACAUUCUUUGUCAAUACCAUUCACUAAUCGACUUAUUGGAUCAUCG
Messenger RNA from Neurospora hispaniola, 1342 nucleotides. Its product is annotated as HotDog domain-containing protein. The transcript has 4 exons. The record is from RefSeq and is a predicted model, not a curated record. The coding region runs from base 289 to 1107 and encodes 272 amino acids. Lineage: Eukaryota; Fungi; Ascomycota; Sordariomycetes; Sordariales; Sordariaceae.